Messenger RNA from Dissoconium aciculare CBS 342.82, 528 nucleotides. RefSeq lists its product as uncharacterized. NCBI's taxonomy places the organism in Eukaryota, Fungi, Ascomycota, Dothideomycetes, Mycosphaerellales, Dissoconiaceae. The record is from RefSeq and is a predicted model, not a curated record. The transcript has a single exon. The coding region runs from base 1 to 528 and encodes 175 amino acids.
AUGGCUCUUCAGCAAAACCAGCAUGUCGAAGAUAAUAACGCCGCCGACGGAGCACAGUCGGUGCCAGCCUCAUCCAAGCUACGUCAUCUGAUCUUCAGAUGGGGCAUGCUGUCGCCACGAACCAUAUCAUGCAGUCACGGCGACUACACACAGUAUUUCCGCUUUUACAGGCAAACGCCAUCACCACAGGCGAAGGAGCAAGGUGCCCCGAGUGUCGACGAAAGAGAGAAGCUGCCGAUUCCUGAGGCGCGCAACUAUGGCACAAUCGAUGCACGCCAACGUGGGCUUAGCAAAAGCUGGACCGCAAAGUACUUUUCAUAUUACUCGUUCCCGCCGAUAGCAGAAGCAGAAGAUGGGAUUGAUCCACGCCACGACGGCAUGCGCGUGCGAUAUCGGCGACGAAGCAACAUCGUGCCGUCAGUGCGGGUGCUUCUGUGCCAUCUUGUUUCGAUGACGGUCUUAUUUGGAUUGAUGGCAUUGGUUGUGCUUUGCCGGACCAUGGCCAAAGGGGAUGGCGGAAUUAUCUGA